CGCCGCCCUAAUUUCGUUAUCUUGGAGGGAAGCGUCUCAAUCCGAUUGAUGCUUAUUUUCUUGUUCUAAAUUUCUUUUCUUUCAAGAAAUCGAUGCAGAGUCCCUGAGUCACUCUACCUAAAAAUGUUUAAUUCCCAUAUAUAUGCCUUUCUGUUAUUAAGGGAAGCCCAAUUUUUCAUUGAGGCAUUUUAUCAAGCAGCUCCAGCGCCUUCCACAAUCCACCUGUAAAUCCGUAAUGCAUGCAGCUUCCUGCGCAUUGGCUUGUGUAGAUUUCUCUGUUUUGAAAGGGUGAAGAUGCUGCGAGUGAAUUCUUUUGCUUCUUCACUCUCUUCGUGCGCGAAAAUUCCGUCGCUUUUAAUUCACCGAUAUGGUUAUCGCCCAGCUUUUGGCCGACUACUUAACUUCCCUUCUUACUUGUUUCGCAAAACCGGUAGGGUUAGUAGUAUUCGUGUCAGUUACUUACCCAUUAACACAAGAACCCAUCUUUGUACCGCCGCUGCUACUAUGAAAUCACCCGCUAAUGAAAACCAUAAGACUGAGCUUUCCGGCAAAGCCAAAAGGAAGAGAGAGCGAGACUUGCCAGAAAACGUGCUCAAAGGUAAGUUAUCUAGGUGCUCUAAGGGAGGUAAUCUCGUGGAAGCGCUUUCCUUGUAUGAUGAGGCGAGGAGUAAUGGAGUUCCGCUUAGCCAGCACCAUUACAAUAUAUUGCUUUAUUUGUGUUCGUCUUCUGGUUCAUCAUCUGAUGAGUCGAGUGGAAGUGAAAAUGGGGAUGGGGUGAAUGAGUUAAAGAAUUUAGGUCUGAAAAGGGGUUUCGAGAUUUUUCAGCAGAUGGUUGUUGAUGAAGUUUGCCCCAAUGAAGCCACAUUUACGAGCUUGGCUAGACUGGCCGUUGCAAAGGAAGACCCAGAAAUGGCUUUUGAUUUGGUGAAGCAAAUGAACAGUCUUGGUAUUCCAUCAAGACUCCGGUCGUAUGGGCCAGCUUUAUUUGGCUUCUGCAAGGAGGGAAAUGCAGAUAAAUGUUAUGAAGUUGAUGCUCACAUGACUGAAUCUGGGGUGAUACCGGAAGAACCUGAGCUUUCUGCCCUUGUCAAAGUUAGUGCUGAUACAAGGAAAGCUGACAAGGUGUAUGAAAUGCUACACAGGAUGCGAGCAUCUAUAAGGCAGGUCUCAGAACCAACGCUUGAAAUUAUUGAAGAUUGGUUUAAAUCUGGUCUUGCUGGGAAGGUUGGGGCUGAGAGUUGGGAUGUGAACGAGAUAAAGGAAGGAGUUGUUCGAGGAGGAGGAGGGUGGCAUGGACAGGGGUGGCUGGGAAGAGGGAAAUGGAAGGUAGUGAGGACUCAAGUUGACAAGAAUGGUGUGUGUCAUUCUUGUGGGGAGAGGCUUGUUUGUAUUGAUAUUGAUCCAAAAGAGACAGAAGAUUUUGCUAGCAAAUUAUCUGAAUUGGCCUGCGAAAGAGAGGUUAGGGCUGAUUUCAAGCAAUUCCAGGAGUGGCUACAGCAGCAUGGUCCAUUUGAUGCAGUGGUAGAUGGUGCCAAUGUGGGUCUUAUCAAUCUGCAUUAUUUCAACUUUCGCCAGCUUAAAGAUGUUGUAAAUAAAUUACAUCAAAUGAGUCCAUCAAAAAGAUUGCCACUUGUUAUUUUGCAUAGAAAUCGUGUCACUGGCGGCCCUGCUCGGGACCCUAAUAAUAUGAAGUUGUUAGAGAGUUGGAAAAAGUCCGGCGCACUUUAUGCUACUCCUUUUGGUUCAAAUGAUGAUUGGUACUGGCUAUAUGCUGCUGUUAGUAAUAAGUGUUUGUUAGUCUCUAAUGAUGAGAUGAGAGACCACUUGUUCCAGUUACUUGGGACUUCCUUUUUCCCAAGGUGGAAGGAAAAGCAUCAGGUUCGGUUAUCUGUCUCAGGAAAAGGACUUGAACUACUCAUGCCACCUCCCUAUUCUAAUGUUAUUCAGGAGUCAGAAUGUGGUAGUUGGCAUGUGCCAACAAUCACUGGUGACGACCUUGAGACUCCAAGACUCUGGUUGUGUGCCACCAGAAGCAGAGCCGGUAACAUAUCAUAGGCAAUAACGUGAGUGGGAUAGUUGGAGAGGAGAUAGAGGUCUGCCUGGGAAGAAUUUUAUGUAUUUUUAGAUAUUUAUUUAUUUGUCAAAAUUAUAUACAAAGUCAAUUGUAUUUUUCAAAAUAAUUGGUGGGCAUGGUU
Rubroshorea leprosula is the source of this 2195-nucleotide messenger RNA. Lineage: Eukaryota; Viridiplantae; Streptophyta; Magnoliopsida; Malvales; Dipterocarpaceae. The record is from the annotation of a GenBank genome assembly.